Molecule: messenger RNA, 3150 nt
Organism: Octopus bimaculoides (California two-spot octopus)
Lineage: Eukaryota; Metazoa; Mollusca; Cephalopoda; Octopoda; Octopodidae
Molecular function (GO): protein binding
Source: RefSeq, a predicted model, not a curated record
UAUAUGUAUGUAUACAAACAUUGUUGGUUUUCAACCAUUGUAUGGGUUGCUUAGUUGUAGUCAAUGAAAUGAAUUAUAUUUUCUCGCAAAAAAAAUUCCAAGCAAAUUUAAUUUCACACUUGACUAAACAAAUGUAUACAAUUGAAAAAAAAAAUGAUUAUAAGAGAUUUUGAAUAAGUGGUAUAGUAGAAUUGGAAGUCGGAGGGGAAAAUGGAGAUAAAACUUUAGGAAAUAUUAAAAUGAAUGGCUUUAUUUGUUGAGAAUAAACGAAGACAACACAUUUCAAUCUUAUAGAAGAAAGCAAAAUUGCAUCUGACAAGUUUAAAAGAUAUAGCCAGCUGAAUAUUCCCUGGUUUUAAGCAUCUUUCAAUAAAACAACAUGGCAAUUGAUUUGAUUACGCAGAGAAUUAUGCAAAUGGACACUGACUAUGUUAACGAAAUUCUAAAAAGGAACCCAGAUAAAAUCACUAUACCUGACAAACACGGUAACACACCUCUCCAUGUGGCCUGUAGUGUUGGGAACACGAGCCUAGUGAAGAAGAUGUUAAUGUUUAAACCCGAUAUUAAUGUGGUAGACAAAGGUCGUAACACUCCUCUACAUGUGGCCUGCCGUUGGGGACGCAUUGGUGUUAUCGAACAUCUCCUAGUUACUAAACCUGAUGUCACGGUAGUGAAUAGUUAUGGGAACACACCCCUACAUCUGGCCUGUAUUAAUGAACACAAAGACGCUGCUAAGAUACUACUACAGUCCAAUCCAAGAGUUCCUGUGGUGAAAAAUAAAUGGAAAAAAACUCUGAAUUUGCUCAAUAGUGAUGAAAGCAGAGACAUUGGUGAAAAACAAUCACAAUCCAAAUCUAAAGAUCCUGUAUUGAAAGAAAGUGGGAAAAUAUCUCCGGAUCAGUUCGACAGUGGUAAAAUUACUGACGAUGAGGAAGAACUAAAAGAGCCUCAUGUCGACUUGGUGAAUAAGUACAAACACACACCUCUGCAUUUGGCGUGUAUUAAUGGAAGUACAGGCCUAAUUAAACAGCUACUACUUUUUAAACCUGAUAUAAAUAUGGAGGAUAAAUAUGGUUACACACCCCUGCAUUGGUUUUGCUCUGGUGGACACACAGAUGUUGAAGUGCUAUUAACGUCUGAACCUGAUGUAAAUGUGACAGAUAGAGAUGGUAAUAUACCUCUCCACUUGGCCUGUCGUGGUGGGUACACAGACACAGUAAAACAGCUACUGCUCUCUAAAUCUGACAUAAAUCUAGUGAAUAGUGAUGGUAACACAUCUCUACAUCUGGCGUGUGGUCGUGGACAUGCAGACACGGUGAAGCAGCUACUGUCAUUUAAACCCAAUAUAAAUUUGGUGAAUAAUGAUAGUAAUACACCGCUACAUUUGGCCUGUAUUCGUGGACAGACAGACAUGGUGAAACAGCUACUGUUAUCUAAACCUAAUAUAAAUUUGGCGAAUAUUGAUGGUAACACACCACUACAUCUGGCCUGUGUUCGUGGACAGACAGACAUGGUGAAGCAGAUACUCCUGCUUGAACCUGAUGUAAAUGUACUGAAUAAUGAUGGUAACACACCGCUACACCUGGCUUGUCCUGAUGGAUACACGGACAUAGUGAAACAGCUAUUACAGUUUGAACUUGAUGUAAAUGUGGUGAAUAGAGAUGGUAACACACCUCUACAUUUGGCCUGUGGUCAUGGACACGCAAACAUAGCUAAGCACCUCCUAUUCUCUAAAUCUGAUGUUAAUGUGGAAGAUAAAGAUGGUAACACACCAUUACAUCUGGUUUGUCGUUGUGGACACAGAGACAUACUGAAAGACCUACUACUGUUUGACCCUGAUAUGAAUGUAGUGAAUAAAGAUGGUAACACGCCCCUACUUCUGCUCUGUGUUCACGGACAAGUAGACAUGGUAAAACAACUUCUGCUGUUUAAUCCUGAUGUAAAUGUAGCGAAUAAACAUGGCAACACAACUCUACAUGUGGCUUGUGGUCAUGGACACGCAGAUAUCUUGAAGGAGCUCCUACUAGCUAAAGCUACUGUCAAUGUGGAGAAUAAAGAUGGUAACACACCUCUGCUUCUAGCGUGCCGUAGGGGACAUACAGACAUGGUGAAACAGCUAAUCUUGUUUGAGUCUGAUGUAAAUACCACGAAUAAAGAUGGUAACACACCGCUACAUUUGGCAUGUGAUCGUGGACACAUAGAUAUCUUGAAGGAGCUCCUACUAAAUAAAGGUGCCGUCAAUGUGGCGAAUAAAGAUGGUAACACACCCCUACAUUUGACAUGUGUUCAUGGACUCACAGACAUAGUGAAGCAACUACUACUCUCUAAAGCUGAUGUAAGUGUUGUAGAUAAAGAUGGUAACACACCUUUACAUCUGGCCUGCCUUGGUGGACACAUGGACAUGGUGAAGCAGUUAUUGCUCUCUAAAUCUGAUGUAAGUGCGGUGGAUAAAGCUGGUAACACGCCCCUACAUCUAGCCAGUGCUCAGGGACACACAGACAUGGUAAAGCAGCUAUUACUCUCUAACGCUGAUACAGAUGCGAUGAAUAAAGAUGGUAAGACACCUCUAUAUCUGGCUAGUAGUAAUGGAGACAUAGACGUGAUGAAGCAGCUCCUACUAUACAAACUGAAGUAAAUGUGGCGAAUAAAGAUGGUGUCGCACAUAUAUAUCCGGCAUGAGUUGGGAAAGCACAGGCGAUGUGAAAGUGCUCUUGUUGUCAAAAGCUGAAGUCAAUGUCGUGGAUAAUCGUAUUACCACAUCUCUGCAUUACCUUUUCUACUAUGGGCCCCAAGUCAAUACCAUAGAUUCAUCUUUGGUGUCCAAGUACCAGCAGCUCAAAGAACAACCACAUGUACAGUAUUUCUGGAGUUACGUUGAAACAUGGUCUUUGAAUGUGGCAACACCACUUGUAAAGAAUGUGGAGUACAACUUCAGCAGUGAUCACACAUUAACUCCUAUAUUCUGAUUUAGGAGUUAAUGGUUUUCGUCUUUAUCACUCACGUUCAAUCAGAGCACUACCCCUGAUCACACAAACCAAACAACCACAUCUGAAUUGGAACUCCAUCAUGUUUUAUAAGAUUUUCUUUUUAUCAAACUUGAGAAAUAUUUAAACUAUAACAUUAACGACAAUAAAAAAAUCCUCAUUUGUA